UAAACAAAAUUUCAAGAGCUAUGCUUGGAAGUAGAGUUCAUACUUCUUGUCUGUUUUUUGAACAACUAGGUCAAAAUUACGUAUUCAGUUUUUAUUAUGUUCGAACUGUGAGACCAUUGUUAUACCGGCAAAGUUAACCAAUAUGUUGGUGACGAGUACGAUGUAUUUCCUUUCUUUCUCCCUAGACAUUGUCAAUAGAGCCAUAUCAACAACAAUGGAUAGAAAGGCUAUGCGUAUGUUAAUCGCUAUGCAAACCGAGGCCAAUACUCAAGAGCAAAAAGACCAAGAGAGCAAAGAAAUCAGGGAAAAGCUUUUCGAAAUGCAGAGAUACAAAGAUUCACUCAGAGUAGGCACCUAUCUGAGUAGGCCAGAGCAAGUUGAUACGAUUGAAAUAGUGAAAAAAAUGGUACAAGAAAACAAAAAAGUCUUCAUACCAAAGCAAAUAACUAAUGACGAUAUAGAUAUGGUGCUGUAUGAUGGAAAGACCGAUUUAAACGAGCUCCAUCUGAACACUAGCGCAUUUAAACCGCCGGACGUAUGUGAUCCACAGCAAAGUGCCCUGGAAACUGCCCAGUCUGGUAGAAUAUCAACAGAAAGGCUGAGAAUUAUGGCCGAGUUGGAUUGCAAGUUGGAAAAAAUGAGUAAAGUGGAAAAGUUUUUUGAAAAUCAAUCUAUUCGGAAACAGUUCUUUGAACUACCACAGUAUCCAGCAGCAGACAGAAUAGGAAUUUAUUUGAGCAGACCGGACCAGCCGGACACGAUCGAGAUUUUCAAGGAAAUGUUGAAGGAUGGAAAACACGUAUUCAUUCCUUGGGUCACUACAGAGAGAGACUUGGAACUUGUGUCAACUAGAGGUUUAUCAGAUUUGGAUUUACCGCUGAACAGAUAUGGAUUCAGGCAACCAAAUAGAACUAUGGAUCAACAGGAAGCCAUCAAAACAGGUGGUCUUGACAUCAUAGUGAUCCCGGGAAAGGCAUUCACGAAAAGUGGCCAAAGAAUGGGAACCUGGCAGGGAUGGUACUAUCCUUACGUGAGGACACUCAAGGUGUACAAGAGGAAUUUGACAGUCGUCGCUUUCGCAUGGAGACAUCAAAUUGUUGAUUUUAUUCCCGAUUUCAGUCAUCCGGAAAUCAAAGUUGACGCGCUUUUGUAUUACCAUAAGAAAGAAUAAAUGAGAAAAUUGUAUUGAAAAAUAUGCAU
Bemisia tabaci is the source of this 1200-nucleotide messenger RNA. The record is from RefSeq and is a predicted model, not a curated record. NCBI's taxonomy places the organism in Eukaryota, Metazoa, Arthropoda, Insecta, Hemiptera, Aleyrodidae.